AAAUAACCAGCUUUUUAAAGCACUGAUUCAAACACAUCAACGAAGCAACGUCCGGUAGCGAUAACACGCCUUCCUCUGUCUCUCAAACCUAAAUCCCCAUCCGUGUGCUCCAUAAUCUCCCUCUCUGCAAGACCCCUAAACUUCAAUUCGGCUGGGUUUUUGAACUGAGCCAAAACCCACAUCCUCCUGUGAACCUCUCUCUAUAAGAAGAGGAAAUGAACAGGCCAGGGAGAAGGGUUCCCAGGGGAAUGCUUCCCCUGCUAGCCUUGCACGUAGUGAAUGAGUAUUACAGGCUUGAGAGGAAGCCUCCUGUAACUGCUGGUCUUCUUCUCACCAAUACCUUGAUUUAUCUUAGGCCUGGUCCUCUAGACUCCAUCCUCCCGACCAUUGAUCAAGUAUGGUUCAACCCUCAUCUCACUGUCAAGAACCGAGACAUCAAGCGUUUCGUCCUCUCUGCCUUCUAUCACAUGGGUGAAUCCCACCUCGUAUACAACAUGAUGUCUCUCUUAUGGAAGGGGGUUCAGCUUGAGCUGGCCAUGGGGAGCACUGAUUUUGCAGUCAUGAUUGCCUCCCUCUUGGGAAUGUCACAAGGCAUCACACUCCUCCUUGCAAAACUCCUCGACGUCUUCUUUGACUAUGAAACCUCUUACUACAAUGAAUAUGCAGUUGGCUUCUCUGGUGUCCUGUUCGCCAUGAAAGUGGUCUUAAAUGCACGAUCAGAAGAUUUUGCCUAUGUCCAUGGCCUUGUAGUCCCUGCUCGCCAUGCAGCGUGGGUUGAACUCGUUCUCAUCCAACUCUUUGUGCCUGGUGUCUCAUUUCUAGGACAUUUGGGGGGAAUACUAGCGGGGAUUUUGUACCUUAGAUUAAGGGGUUCAGGCACUAGAAGGGACCCUAUGUCAAUAAUGUUGCGUAGGGUAAUUGACAUAUUGGGUUGGCCUGUGAAGCAUGUUCGAGAUUAUUUUCGUAGACGUCAGGGGCAAACUUUUGGUAGGGGAAGAGUUGGUGGAGGAGAGCAGGGGUCAGGUUCAAGAACUGGGCAAGUUUGGAGGUGCUCAGUUUGUACUUUUGACAACUCGAGCGUUUUGAAUAGGUGCGCAAUGUGUGACAUGCUGAGAGAUGGUGGACAGGUGAGUACAGGGCAAGGCCCAGUACGUCGGAAUAGGGAACCUUCUCUUGAAGAGUUGAGGCAAAGGCGGCUUGAGAGGUUUGGGAGAUGACACCAUUGGUUGGUGUUUGUAGGUGCUUCAAACUUAUUUUUGUUAAGCUCUUGUGGAAUUGUUGGAGCUAAUCUGUACAAGCCCUCUGUUGCAAGUCAUUGUUUAGGCAUGGUACUUUCAUUGUUCAAUAUUAACCAAUAUUACCUAUCAAUCAAGGGGUACUUGUAUAGGGAAUACAAGCAUUUGUUGUGAAGGCCCAAUAUGGUGUUAGCCCAAUACAUGGCUAUGCUUUCCUUGUUUUUCUUUUUCUCUUGGCAAAUGAUGAAAUUUCCCCUUGCUCAAAAACUGAUUUAGCACUCGGUAUUUUAUAUGAAAGUUGUGGUGCAGAUCUUCACAGCCUUA
Molecule: messenger RNA, 1559 nt
Organism: Amborella trichopoda
Lineage: Eukaryota; Viridiplantae; Streptophyta; Magnoliopsida; Amborellales; Amborellaceae
Gene: RBL14
Product: RHOMBOID-like protein 14
Cellular component (GO): membrane
Molecular function (GO): serine-type endopeptidase activity
Source: RefSeq, a predicted model, not a curated record